UCUUAUCUUCUUCACACAACACAAAUGCAAGUGAAAUUCUUAUCUUCUUCACACAACACAAAUCCAAGUGAAAUUCUUAAAGGAAUCAACGGUAAGGGAUUAUAUGGCAAGACUAGUAAGAACAAAGAUGAGUGCCAGUAAUUGCAAAGGUAAGAUGCCUCAUGCCCUUCUCAUUCCAUUUUCUGCGCAGGGCCACAUAAAUCCCAUGAUGCACCUCGCCCGUAAGCUUGCUUCUGAUGGAUUCUUCAUCACCUUCCUUAACACCGAAGUCAGUCAUCAAAGAAUGAUCAAAGCCAACAAGGAUACAGACAUGCAUCAUAAAAGCGAAAGGAUCAGAAUGAUUUUUGUUCCUGGAGGACAGCUUCCCAAGGCAUGCGGUGGGAAGUACCUUAUCGAGGACAUCGAAUUUUUUUUUAGGGAGGUUGAAAAUUGCCUCGGGCCUUCUGUAAUUGACAAAGUUGUUCAGGAAAUAAACGACAAAAAUGAAGAGCAAAAUGUCACUUGCAUAAUAGCAGAUAUCUGGACUUGCUUUGGCCUCCAUACAGUGGCCAAACGCCAUCAUAUUUUGCUGGCAGCUUUCCAAACGUCGCUCGUUUCCACCUUUGCCAUCCGCUACUUCGGUUCCAAGAUCGUCUUCCUAGGGCUUCUUCCUUCCGAUGGUAUUCCAAAGGAGGAUGCGAUUCAAAAGUAUCUUCCCUCUAUGCCGCUGCUACACUCUGCUCAUCUGCCAUGGUUGUACGGAGGAGAAUACUUGUUUCAGCACGGGAUUCGUAUGGGAAAAGAAAUUGCUAAUAUCGAAUGGAUCUUGUUCAACACGUUUUACGAGCUAGAGCCUGGUGUAGCUGAUGAUUUGUCCAAAGAAGUGGGUGUUUAUCCCAUUGGUCCAUUGAUUUCUCCUGAGUUUCUGGACGGUGACAGAAACAUGUCGACCAUGGCUACCCCAAGCUUUUGGGAAAAUGACAUGGAAUGUUUGGAGUGGUUAGAAAACCAGAGUGAGCAAUCUGUGAUCUAUGUGUCUUUUGGGAGUGUGGCUAUGUUGAAUAACCGGCAAGUGGAAGAGCUUGCUCUGGGGCUGGAGGCUACCCAGAGACCAUUUCUUUGGGUUGUACGCUCGGAUCUAACGGAUGGGGCUACCGCCGUUUUGCCUGCGGGGUUCUUGGAUCGGGUUAGAGAUAGAGGGUGCAUAGUGUCUUGGGCUCCACAGUUAGGGGUGUUGUCCCAUCCUUCCAUAGCUUGUUUUGUGACCCACUGUGGAUGGAACUCUGUACAAGAGAGCAUCACAAUGGGAGUUCCGAUGCUCUGUUGGCCUUAUUUCGCUGACCAGUUCAUUAACAGCACAUAUGUUGUACAUGUUUGGAAGGUGGGGCUGCCUUUGAAAGCCAAUAACGAUGGGUUAAUAGAGAAAGAGGAGUUCAGAAGAGCGAUCGAAAGAUUAGUAGCUACAGAAGAAGGCAUGACAAUCAGGGAAGAAACGAAGAAAUGGAACGGUAUAGCGAAGAAUACGGUGAAAGAAGGUGGGUUAUCUUUUACUAAGUAUACUCUAUUCGUCAAUGCAAUGAUGAAAUUUGUGAAAAGCUAAAUUAUUGCAUUCAUAGACUCCAUAGAAAAGGAAUGUGGAUGAGCCGGAAAGCAAUGAUGAGACAAUUUUUACUUGUAAUUUGAAGCGCCCAUUUUCUAUACAACUCUUGGUCUUAGUUUCAUUAACCGAUAGGCUACAUAUAGUGUGAAGUUUUAGGUAAAACCUGUCUCACACCGGUAUAUGGUCUUUUUCAUGCCGGACACAGUUUUUAGUUUACACGAUACUGGUAUACAGUUUGACGAUUGAUGAUGAUUUGUUUUAAGUAACCUAUCCCGUGGCUAGUAAGUCUCACGCUGGCAAACUGCAAAUCUUUAUCAAGAAACUGCGAAUUUCCACCACAAAACUGUUUCAAGUAAAUGUAGAAUUUUCCACCACAAAACUGUUUCAAGUAAAUGUAGAAUGUUUUGGUAGGUUUCGUUCACGGCUGGCAGUCACUACUGAAAUAAGUCAAAUGUCAUUUCAAUUUAUCGUUCAUAUCAAAUAUCAGAUUUGUUUUGAAUGCAUUUUAUUACAGAUGUCAAAUGCAUUUAUACUUUACUAUGAUCAUCACCGCCAUGGCUGUCUAUAAACGCAAUGAAUUGUGUCGAGUAAAUACAAACAAUUUCCAGC
Messenger RNA from Cryptomeria japonica (Japanese cedar), 2188 nucleotides. Its product is annotated as linamarin synthase 1-like. Bases 104 to 1579 code for a protein of 491 amino acids. The record is from RefSeq and is a predicted model, not a curated record. NCBI's taxonomy places the organism in Eukaryota, Viridiplantae, Streptophyta, Pinopsida, Cupressales, Cupressaceae. Gene Ontology annotation, molecular function: UDP-glycosyltransferase activity. The transcript has 2 exons.